Messenger RNA from Trypanosoma theileri, 1386 nucleotides. Its product is annotated as 3-methylcrotonyl-CoA carboxylase. The coding region runs from base 1 to 1386 and encodes 461 amino acids. Lineage: Eukaryota; Euglenozoa; Kinetoplastea; Trypanosomatida; Trypanosomatidae. The transcript has a single exon. The record is from RefSeq and is a predicted model, not a curated record.
AUGGGGGAUAAUUCAAGGGUUCAUUCUUUGAUUGAAGAUUUAAGUAAGUUAUUACUUGCAUGGUCCCAAAGUGUAGAAUCAGCAGAGGUGGCUGCUCAACUUGUAGACCUCUACUGGCGCUUCAUGACUGCUGUUCAUCAUGAUCUUGUUUUGAAUGAAGCUCAAGGUGCUGCUCUUGCGACUGCAUCGUGCAUUCCUGUCUGGGAGAUGUUACAUUUUUAUAGCGGUGCAUUUGGGCCAUUGCGUGGUUCAGCAAAAGCAUUUGUUGUAACUCUUUUAACAGCACUAUAUCCAAAAACGAGGGAUAGACGUUGUCUAUACCAGCAUGCAGGUUGUGUAGGUGGUUUGUGCUUUCCACGUGUCCCGCUCAGUACCCGUCUUCCAAUGUCAACAGAGGUUAUGAAAUGGGUAAACAAUGGGAAUAAUACACAACCUGAUGUUUAUAAUGAAGUUGUGGUAUUUGUGAAAAAUACGGUCUCCGCAGAGGAGUGUAUCCUUAGUAGCCCCUCUAUUAAAGGGUUGAAAUCAAAAGUGAAGACAUUAGUUGAAGAUGUUCUUCCACGAUGUCGUUUUGUAAAAAAUGCAACUGGAGGGGCUUUGCUAGGGGAAGGAUGCAAUGACACAAUUGUCAUACCAUUGAAUGGAGAACCAAUUGUUCCAAUACAGUCAUAUGCCAUUUUACGGGAAACCAUCUGGAGAUAUUUGAUUCUCUCUUAUGUUUAUAGUCCGGAUGAUCGAAGUACGCUGAGUAACUUUUUGACAACUUCUACAUGGUCUCAAAAACAUGUGGAUCUUGAGGGUGAUUUGGGAGUAACCUAUGCAAGUAUUAUGCUUCCAAUUGUGCAUGAAGCGGCGGUUUGCGCAUCCCUUAUGCCACCUGUCGCAAGUGAUGUCUCUGAUAAUUCCCCUUUAAUUCAACCUCGUUUGUUAUCUGUGUUAUUACCACAAGAAAAAACAUACAAGGGUUUAUCUAAUCCUAAAGAAGAUUUGACAAAGGCAUUUUCUCCAGAUAGACUUACGAGACGAAGGGUUACUAUAACUCAAACUACUCUCUCAACUCUUCGAGAGUCGCUGGAAGAGUCGAUUCCGCAAGAAAUAGCAUUUUCGAAUGAGAGCGCUUCGUGUCGUGACUGCGACAAGCUAACUCAACUAUGUCGAAGUGCUAUAUUUUCACCAAUACCGAAGGGUACUGAAUGUAGAGGAUUUUCCGUUCCUUUUAUGAAACGUAUACUAUUUGACCGAAAAAGAAAGCGUGAGGAUAAUUUUUACGAAGGUCCUGUCCUUUUACCUAUUGUCUCAAGUUUGUCAGAUAUGCUUGAAGACACAGGAGUGAAAAAGUCACUUUCUACAUUGGAGCGUAUUGUCACCCCCUCUGACUCCAUAUAA